Diorhabda sublineata is the source of this 2014-nucleotide messenger RNA. RefSeq names its product protein-associating with the carboxyl-terminal domain of ezrin. The record is from RefSeq and is a predicted model, not a curated record. Gene Ontology annotation, molecular function: ATP binding; protein kinase activity. Gene Ontology annotation, biological process: protein phosphorylation. The transcript is spliced from 5 exons. Bases 205 to 1851 code for a protein of 548 amino acids. Lineage: Eukaryota; Metazoa; Arthropoda; Insecta; Coleoptera; Chrysomelidae.
AUAUAAAACAAUUAUUUAUAUAAAAUAAUAAAUAUGUGUUCAUAUGGUGUUUUUAAUGUAUUGUAUGUUUGAAUUAUAAAAAGUUAUGGUGUUUUUCGGAAAUACGAGUUGAAACAUAUACGUGGAAAUAUAAAAGUCAUUAAAAUUUAGUAGAAGAGGAAGAAUAACGUAAUGUCAAAGUAAAUAGUAAUAUAUUAUUAAAAAAUGGGUAAUAAUUAUUCAAAUAUACCCGAUAUCGAUAUAAAUGAAAAAGCUGUAGAAGUAUGUGAUUAUUGGACGCAACAUUCAGCUGUAAUAUUCGAUCAAGAGUUAUACUUAACAGUAUUUAUAAGUGAGGUUAUGGGAAAUGGUGCCCCACUUGAAGCUAACGCGAAGCAUUUAAUGAUCUACCGCCACCCGUGCAUCGUUAAAUACAUAACUUCAUGGCAGUUGAAUUCGAAAUUUCAUCUCGCCGUCGAAGAAGUAACCCCGUUGUCUCGUGUACUUUCGAAAUUAGAUUUUUUACAAAUAUCGAUCGGGUUACAUUCGAUUUUGAAAGCUUUGGAUUUCUUACAUUCGAAUGGGGUUUCGCAUAAUAAUGUUCGUAUGUCUUCUAUUUACGUAACGAAAGAAGGCGAUUGGAAAUUGGGGGGCAUGGAAUAUCUCUGUAAUUAUACAGAUCUAAAUUGUGAUUAUUUGAAUAAAAUAAAAAAUAAUAGGGAAUAUUCAGAUCCGGUUGGAGAUUUACGUAGGAAAGAUUGUGUGGAUUUGUAUGCUUUCGGAUCAUUAGCUAUUGAUGUUUUGAAAUCGAUUACGGACGAUGUUGUAUUGAUUUUUAUGGAUUUCUGUAAAUCAAAUCUAAUGAAUGCGGACGUUACGAAAAGACCGACUUUUAAAACGAUAUUAGAAGAGGAUUUUUUCAAUCACAGAUUCAUCGAGAUUCAUUCUUUCCUUGUGGAAUUGCCUUUAAAAAGCGAUACGGAGAAAACGGGGUUUUUUCAAGAUUUAGCAGAGAAAUUGUUUGAUUUCGAAGAGGAAGUUGUGGCGUCGAGGUUAAGUGGAUUGUUGUUAUCCAGAAUGGUGUUUUUGGAUAAGACUGCUCAAGUUACUUUGCUGCCGCUUCUGCUCUCUCCUCGGACCGACUCGGAAGACAAAAACCCCCACCUAUUUUCAACUGAAACGUUCAAGAAACAUCUCUGUCACAAAUUGAUAGAAAUAUUCAAAGUUAGAGAUCGCGAGAUCCGCUCGUAUCUAUUAUCAUUCUUUCCGAAGUACAUGGGCACGUUCACCAAGGAAGAUCUCCAAAAGAAAAUCCUACCAGAGCUCCUGGUCGGUAUCAAAGACACCGACGAUCAUCUAGUAUCUCUAACCCUUAAAACACUCGCCAUCUUGGUACCGAUUUUGGGUUCGGCUACGGUGAUAGGCGGUAAAAGAGCGAAAUUUUUCACCGACGGUAGACCCGCCCGGGAAUAUACGAAAAAUCGCGAACUCACCGUCGACGUUUCGAAUCACCGCGUCGUCCCGUUACCGGAAAGACCGAGACCGGACGGCGAAGAAGGCGAAACGUCGACCGAAGAUUCCGAUAAUAAUUGGGAGGAUUGGGAUAACGAAGAAAAUCGAAUUAUCGAUAAGAACGAAUCGAUAUCAGAUAAAUCGAUAGCUGAUAAAUCGAUACCGGAUAUAUCGCGAUUGGAUAUAAAGAAUCGAUCGUUCGAAGAGGAAAAAAUCGAGGAGAUUAAUUUUUUCGAAGACAUGGAACCUAUAAUCGAUAAUUCGAAUACUUUCCUUGUCGAUAAAGAAGAAAUCAGUAAAAAACUCGAUGUUAUCGAUACGGAAAUGAACGCGGAUUGGGACGAAGAAGAUUGGAAUUGAAUUAUCGAUUGUCCCUCGUAUACUAUCGGUUAUGAAUGGAGACGAUGUUUUUUUCUUUUGGUGUAUUGGAAAUUUUUUCACGCCCCGUAUAUUACGAGGAAUUUGUUUAUUGUUUUUAUCGUUGUAAAUAUAUCGAUUAUUAAAUUAGAAAAAUUUUCUUUUC